Messenger RNA from Brassica rapa (field mustard), 12763 nucleotides. RefSeq names its product putative nuclease HARBI1. The record is from RefSeq and is a predicted model, not a curated record. NCBI's taxonomy places the organism in Eukaryota, Viridiplantae, Streptophyta, Magnoliopsida, Brassicales, Brassicaceae.
AUUGCGUGGAACGGGCCUAAAAUAAGGGAUUUCGGGCUCGUCCCGUGAGGCGACGUGUCAGCUCGAGAUUGGGCGAUGCUAUCGUCGAAAUUGUCGGUGUCUUCGCGUUCUUUCUCAUUCUGAAAAAGAAAUUGAAAUAGAAAAGCACGAUGGCGAAAAGUUGAUCUCCUCCGAUCGCAAAAUCGAUCCCUCUUUCACCGGUGAUUCAGUCUGUGUGUCUCCUCAAUCGAAAGCCCAACUCACCAAAACGAGAGGUCGCAGAUUCCGUUGGCGUUUGAUCCCCAAAUCGAGAUUCCGAGCUCCAUCGACUUCCGUUCACUUCCGGUCUUGUACGAACGGUCUCAUCUUCCCCAAAUCCUCUGAAUCUCGACCCGAGCUCAAUCCUUCCGCUACCAAGGUAUUUUCUUCAACUCCCAUCUGAAAUUGAAAAGCUUAGGGUUUUGUAUUUUGCAUGCGAAUAGGCUGUGGCAUAGAUUCUAUGUUGUUAGAGAACAAUUGUACAGAUUCUAGGGUUCGCAAAUGUUACAUAGUUGCGUAUAGCUUGAUUGAUUGUUUGAUUGUGUGAUUGUGUGAUUGUUUUCGUUGUAGGUUGAUUGAUUGUUUCGUAUAGAUUGAACCAGUGUAGCCGUUGUAGGUUAUUUGAUUGUUUUGUAUAGAUUGAACCAUUGUAGUCCUGGUAGCUUGUUUGAUUGUUUAGUAUAGAUUGAACCAUUGUUUUCAUUGUAGCUUGUUUGAUUGUUUCGUCUAUAUUGAACCGUUGAGUUUGGUUGUUGCUUGUUUGAUUGUUAACAAAUGUAUAACAAACCAGUAACUGAUUUAAGCAACAUGAAAGAAGUGUUUGAUAGUUUAGUUUCGAUGCUUUGCAUCCUAUAACUGGUUUUGCGUCUCUGGGUAGCCAUAGUUCAUAGAUUUUAUUUCUCAUAUCGUUUACUUAACUCAUCAUUAAAGACAGUGACUUGCUUUCUGCUCUGUGGUAGUUGUAUAAAAGUAGGUUCUAUACUACAUCAUUAAAGACAGUGACUUGGUUUCUGCUCAGUUACAUUGUAUACAGUAUGUUUUUAACAAAAUCCGAUUACAUUAAUGAUGUUGUUAGGAAAGUUGAUAGCUUUUUUUGGUGUAAUAAGUUAGGAUUUGACAUUUCUUGUUGGGAGUUCACCCUUAAGUGUUUCUAGACUUCACUUCAGCCUAUAAAAUCUAUUCUCUUAUCUCUUCUAUCUCAUAACUCUUUCUCCAUUGUAUCUAUUAUCUUUCUCUCUUCUAUGGAUCCAAGCAAUGUUCCUAGUCAGUCCGCUAGCUACGUAGGACUGCUUCACUCCCAACAAGGAAGCGUUUAUCAUGAAAACUUCCCUUAUGGAAGUUUUCAUUCUAGUGUCAACUUUGCAGAAUCCGAUACAUUUCCGGCUUUCAGUUCUCAGCAACCUGAAGAUGCACCAGUACACGCAGAAGCUGCCCGUCCUGUAAGACGCAAGUGGACCCCUGCAGAUGACGAGGUGCUGAUCAGUGGGUGGCUCAACACUUCGAAGGAUUCAAUUGUUGCAAACGAGCAGAGGUCGGGGGCCUUCUGGAUACGGGUUGCUAAGUAUUAUGCAGACAGUGUUCAUGGAAGAGAGGAUGGUGUGAGAGAGCACGGUUGUUGCAAGAAGAGGUGGCACAGAAUCAAUGAUGAUGUUAACAAGUUCUGUGGCGCAUACUCGGCAGCCCAGCGCCAAAUUAGCAGUGGUGAGUCUGACACAGACGUUCUGAAGAAAGCGCAUGAAAUUUUCUUCUCUGAUCAAGAGCACAAGUUUGCACUUGAACAUCUAUGUAGUUCCGGUUUCGUUAAAUGAAUGAUUUUCUUUCAAUGUUUGUGUUAUUGUUUAUCUGUAAAUUUAUCUGUUUCUGAUUUUCCUUACAUGUUUGAGUUUCAUGUUCUAUGUUUCUAACUAGUAUGCCUCGACAAUGUAUGCAGGUUAAGUAAAAAAUGGGACGUUACAGCUACUCGCAGCCAUCAGAAGACGAGACUUUAUUUGGAAACAAUGACGACAGUGACUACAGCGAGACGGAGGAUCUCAUACGACGCGACCAAGCUGAGUUAAGCUUGGAACGUUGUUCACCGGUUCACUACCCCCCGCAACCGGAGGUAGAGUUUGGUUUCCCGCAGGUCUGCUAUUGUGGUGCUCAGCCAGUGCUUGCAACGUCUAACACUAGGAAUGAUCAAGGUAUGUGCUAUGGUCGUUGCUUAAUUACUUAGCCUGUGAAGAAGGCUUGUGCUUGUUUAUGUAUGUGCUUAGCGAGUUUUUGCGUAUCUUAAACAGGGAGAAGAUAUUACACUUGUGCCAACAAGGACGAUGGCGAUUGCCAUAUUUUCAAAUGGUGGGAUGACGCGUUGAUGGAUGAGAUGAGAGCCAGAGAUGUACAUGUGUUUCAGCUGGCUGAAAAGGUUGAAAGCCUAACCGUUUUAGCUGACUAUGACACUGAGGAGAAGCUACGAAAGCUAGAGAAGAUUGUUGGUGAUAUGGCUAAGGAGAAAUCAUGUAUGAUCAAAGGGUUUGAGUGCUUUGUAAUAGGCAUAGUUGUUCUUGUUGUGGUAAUAGGCAUGGUGAUUGUCUCAAUGUAUUGAAUCCGUUAAGGAACCUGUUUCUUUCUCCUAAUUUAGACGAAUGUGUUCGCAGUUUGUAAUCGCAUGUAUUGAUUAGAACUCGUGUCUUUCAUAUGUCGCUUGAACUCGUGUCUUUCAUAUGUCGCUGAAUAUGUCUCCUAAUUUAGACGAAUGUGUUCGCAGUUUGUAAGCCUAACCGUUUUAGCUAAUUUAGACAAUGACUUACAAUUUCCUUUUACAAGAUGUAACCAUAAUAUUCAAGAAUUUUAUACACAUGGUUAUUUAAUUUAUAACCAUAAGUCACAUGUUGAGUUUCUUUGUACCAAUAAGUCACAUGAUCCAUAGCACAUGUUUAUUUUGGUGCCUACCAAUAAGUCACAAGUUGUACUAUAGAGAAAUAAUUCAAUCACGGGAGGUUUGUAGAGACUUCUUUUAAAUCAUAUAAAUAAGUAUUGUGAUUUCUUCUCUCGUUACAAAGGUGAAAAGUCUCAUCUUCUCUUAAAAUUCUAAACAUUUUUUCCUUUUAAAAAAUUUGUCAAUGGCUUCUUCUUCCCAUUAUCAUUACCACAAAGAUGAUGAUGAUGAAUUAGAUGACAUUUUUGAAGAUUUAUUUGAAGACUUUGAUUUCAAUCCCACACCAAAAGAGCGAAAAAACGAGUUUUUAUCGAGAGACACCGGGAGGAAGGCCAUCAGAAGCUCUGGAAUGAUUAUUUUAGCAAAACUCCAACAUACCCGCACAAUUUAUUCCGGCGACGGUUCCGGAUGAACAAGGAAUUAUUCUUGCGUAUUGUGAAUCGUCUCUCUACAGAAGUCGAGUAUUUUCAACCCGGAGUAGAUGCUACCGGACGAUCGAGUCUAACUCCGCUCCAAAAAUGUACCGCAGCAAUUCGUCAAUUGGCGUACGGUGGUGCUUCUGACACAGUUGACGAAUAUGUCCGAAUUGGGGAAACAACGGCAAGAAGGUGUUUGCACAAUUUUGCCGCGGGAAUAAUCGACUUGUUUGGCGAAGAAUACCUAAGACGUCCCACACCGGAGGAUCUGCAAAGACUACUUUAUAGUGGAGAACAACGUGGGUUUCCAGGCAUGAUUGGAAGCAUCGACUGUAUGCAUUGGGAGUGGAAGAAUUGUCCCACGGCUUGGAAAGGAAUGUAUUCACGAGGAACCGGAAAACCAACGAUUGUCUUGGAGGCGGUAGCUUCAUAUGACCUCUGGAUAUGGCACGCGUUUUUUGGAGCUCCAGGUACUAUGAACGAUCUUAAUAUUCUCGAUCGAUCACCCGUUUUUGAUGACAUUAUUAACGGAAUUGCGCCACAAGUUAACUUCUAUGUUAAUGGUAAUCCAUACCAUUAUGCAUAUUAUCUCACCGAUGGUAUUUAUCCGAAAUGGGCUACAUUUAUUCAAUCUAUCCGACUACCACAAACUCAGAAGCAUUCAUUAUUUGCUCAAACCCAAGAAGCUGUGCGAAAAGAUGUUGAGCGUGCCUUCGGAGUCCUACAAGCUAGGUUUGCCGUUGUUAGAAAUCCAUCUAAUAUAUGGGAUAAAGAAAAAAUAGGAAAUAUUAUGAGAGCAUGUAUCAUACUCCAUAAUAUGAUUGUCGAAGAUGAACGAUCAUCAAGAAGGGAUGAGAACGUUGAUGAAUUUGAAGAAGGAGAUGUGGAAACAUUUUCCGUCAAUAUGCCUUCAACUGUCGGGAGUACACUUGAACGUCGAACGAGCGUUCGGAAUAGACAAGUCCAUCAACAUUUAAAAAAUGAUUUGAUUGAAAAUAUAUGGACUAAAUUUGGAAAUCCUUGAAGUAAUAUAUAAUUUGUAUUUUCUUUCAAUAAUGUCAUUUUCUUAUGUUUUCUAUUUUCUUUAUUUUGAUGUUUGUAUUUUCUUUCAAAAAUGUAAUUUAUUUUUUUAUGUUUUCAAUUUUAAUAUUACUUUUUUAUUUUUAAUGUUUUAUUUAAAAAUUCUUUUUUUAAUGUCAUUAUUUAUUAAUUAAAAUAAUAAAUUAAAUUAACUAAGGGACAACAUAAAUCCCACCAAUAAUCAACUAAUUUACCCAAAUCCCUUGUUUUAGUCCCUAACCAAAAAAUAAUAAUAAAAAAUUGUUAAGGGCCCUAAAACAAGUCCCACCUAUAAUGAUGCUCUUAGAUUCCUUGAGUUGGUCCCUUCCUUCUCCUCGGUGCAAAACCCAUCCAAAGAAUCUAUAUUGCGCAUCAAAAGAUGUUUUGUUUGCAUACGAAGAAAGGUUUAUUGCAUUUUGUGACUUGUAUAAGAAGAAAAUAUAUUUUUCUUUUGUUACCUGGCUUGAUGCAUUUGCUUCACAAGAUUCAGCAACUUUACUCCUUCUUUUACCUGUCCGAUCUCAACCUUAUCGAAGAUUUUCAUUCUUUUUCUGCAUGCAAGACAGAACUAGUCAUAAGAUUUGUCUAUAACAAAAAUGAGUUAAAAGAUAAAAAGCUUCUUGAAGUUAAAAACGCAACAAAAUGAACAAGGAACUGUCAUGUGAUGCCCUAAAAGGCGACUCCGAAAGGAGGACAGGCGAAGCAGGGAUGACUAAGUCGUGGUCCAGACGAAGCUUACUCCAGAAGACGACAAGACCAACUCCCUGAGAAAUCCAAACCGAAGCGAAGACGCCAGCAAGCAGAUAAGCACGGGUGAGAUACAAGCUGGCGAGAAGAUGAGGGAACCCGAGACAAAGCAGAGAACUGAAAUCCAAACCCUAGUUUAAAAAAAAAAAAAAGAGCUAAUAAGUUACCGCAUUACUCCGACUUAUUUGGAGUCAGCAUCAGUGAGACCAUAUAGAUACAAACAGUGAAAGCCAACAUCUCUUUCUCAUAUCUCAAGUUACUAUAUUUGAAGCGCUGAAGAGGGUAGAAUUAGUGCUUAAUUCUUACUUCAUCCAACACUUAAAUGCAACUUAAUUAGCAAGUUCUGAUUCCACCUCAUUACAGCAAAAAGGUAUAUUUGAGACGCGACAAGAAGACAGUACUCAAGAUUGGCUUUUACAGAGAAGCAUCUGUUGCUGUUCUUGCUUGUUAUCUUCCAAGAUCAGUACCAUUCAAUCAGGAAGGUGAACUGAGAAAUUUGAUCCUUCAAGUACUCCUUUGGAUUACAACUUGACUUAGACCAUUGCUCAAUGUGCUUCUAUAUGCAGACUGGCAUAAACUCUAUCCGAAGCCAACCAAAUAUGCGUUACACAGAAACUUCAGGAAGAGUUUUGCGAGAAAGUCUGAUCAUGUGAGCUCAAUCAUCUGUGUUGGAUCACAUAUAUCACUGUUGCUUUACUUGAUUAUAUAUAGCCAGAGUAGUUGAAGAUGAGAUGUUUGGAAUAGAAAACUGGUGUUGGAUCUCUUCUCGGGAGAGUCACAUUCUCUCCAGGAAACGUAGGUCAGCAUUUGGUGCUCCUCGGCCCAUGGAGGUAUAUAGUAAUUAGUAAACAAACCAACUCAUAGAUCACAGUCUCAUCAACAAAUCACCUGAUAUUUCCUCUCGUGUUGUGUUGUUUUAUGCAGACACAAUCAUUAGCGUUACCCAUGGAAACUAGUGAAUGAGAUUUGGGAUAGAACAAAACUGAAGCUGUAUUACAUGUUGAAACAGAGAAGAGGAAACCUCUGGCUACACAUUUCUUGUAAAACAUAAAAUCAUUGAUAAAGUCUUAUAUUUUCAUUUUCACAAACAUCAUAAGUAAACAAUUACAUAUUCAGGAUUGGUGGUUUUUUCUUAUCUUGAAAUGUAUUAUGUUAGACAAAGAGAUUGCUUGAAAUAUGUUACUGGAAGCCACUAGUUUACAAGUUAUGGUCGAGGUAAACUAUUAGAUGUGAUCAUUUUUGUAUUUAUUUAAUUGAUGCGAUAAUGUCUGGCUGUAGGGCAUGUUGCAAAAUAAAAGUUGAUGCAAUCUCAUCCCACUUUAAAAAAUAUCAGAUUGCUUUUUAUUUUUUCACAUACUUGUCAUUAUCUAUAUUAAAAAAUCAUAGAGAUGUUGAAAGACAAUGGCAAAUUGAACACCUAACCAAUGGCGACAAUAAAGUCGCAGGUCGAUAGCAAAACCAUAAUCUUCUUCGUAAGUAGUUACAUGUAAACAUGUAAUAUGACUUAUCUUAUCUUGCUUCUGCAUUUUUAAGUUUCAAAAUGCUUUUACGAAACUAUAUUGUAUCAUUUUUCUAUGUGUUAUAAUUUCUUCUAUCUACUCUGAUAUGUAUAAUUUCUUCUAUCUACUCUGAUGUAUACGAAUAUAACAUUUUUUCAAACGCAACCAAAAAUAUUACUAUUUGUACGAUUUACGACUUUUUAAUAGAUGGAAGGUAUAGAACUUUGUUUUUCUCUUACUUGAUUAAAGUUGGGUGGCCAGUGAAUGAACAAGUUGCUUAUAUUCCAAGUGAUCCAUUAUGAAAGGUAUAGUACACUAUAUAAAAGGGAAUCAUAUGUUUCUCGUUUUCAAAAUUUACUCUCAUAGUCUCAUAUUUAUAUUAGGGUAUAUAUUAUUGUAAGAACGGGGUCCAUUCCAUUUUUGGGGUCCUACCUGUUGCUAUAUUCUUCUUCACUCAAACAUAUAGACAAUAAUAUUUGUUUACUACAUACUUUUUUUUUGAACUGAUUCUUCAUAUUAAAAUGCAAAAGAAAUGUAAAACAAUACAAGCCCGAGGCUUUAGUUUUAGAGCCCAACCCAAUACAAAAGAACUCAUAUCGAAAACCAUUAGGUAACCAACCUAAUCCCAAUUAAGGUCCAAGAAAGUGAAGAGGCAGAUAGUAGAAGACGAUGUCUUAGUGAUCAUCGAAGGUAAAAGAAGGCAACUGUGAUCCGCACCAGAGGAAGAACCUAAGAUAGCCACCGCUGCAUCAAGAUGGAGGAGGCUGAAGGAUUGGUUGUUCGCAAGCUGAGAAUACGAUCUCUGAUUUGCCUAUCCAAUAGUCGAAUGAUGACAUCCAAGGAUCGGAACGAGUUCUGGUGUAAUCUAGCAUUCCGCUCUGCCCAAGUCCAAUAAAGGCAUCCUUGCCAGCAAAGGAGAGUAAGUAUACCACCUGGUGAUCGCCUGUUUUGAUUUGAUAGUUGUGUCAUGACCAAGUUCCAUGAUCGUGCAGGCGUGAGUCCACGAUCAAUAUUACUGAACAUUGAUUUGAGAUUAUAUACAACAUGGAAUAGAAGGAAACAUGUAAGACCAGUUUUUGAAGGCCAUUUGUUCGCAAGUGAUGUUUAUCAGAUGGUCCAUCGCUAUCGAUUAUUCAUGUUCUACCAAAAUCUAACUAAUUUGAACAUUUAUACACCAGGAUUUAUGGUAUUUCAGAAAAAAACACCAGGACUUAUAAUUUCAUCAUUUAGCUUAAUAAUAUUAACUAAAACAAUUAUUUUAAUUUAUUUUUGCUAAAUAUACACGAUUAUAUUUUUUGGUGCGAAUGUAUAUAAAUAGAAAUCUACUACACAAACUAAUAUAUACAUGAAAAAGUCUGGAGCAAAUUUUAUACAUCGACUGAUCAACCACCCAUUGAAGAACAUGGCCAUCUAGUGACACCAUUACUAGUGUCAUUGAAGUUGUUAGUACCAUUCACUAUGUUAGUUAUGACAUAAUAAUAAUUAUUAUUGUCAUUAUUGCAUUAUUUGAAAUUAACAUAUAUAAAUUUAUUGAGUGGGUAUGAUUCUUUCGAUUUCGUACAAUAUAAUAAACUACCACAAUAUAUAGCGUAUCAUAACUAAUACGUUUCCUUUCAUCUAGAAUCAACAGUUGUUAAUAAGUAUUUAUUAAUAUAUAGACUAUUCCCCUAACCCCCCCCCCCCCCCCCCCCCCCCCCCCCCCCCCCCCCCCCCCCCAACGAAGACUGGAACUCAUAAGCAAAUACUUUCAAAUUUUGGUAAAUUAUAAACAGAAAAAACAUCACAUCAAAUUUUGGUAUUUAUGUUAUGAUUAACUAUUAGUAUUACAUGUUUGAAGUAUAUCUAUUAAUUUAUCCAGUUAUGAUUAUGAAUUAGUUUCCAUACUGGCUAUCUUAUAAUAUUAGAAAUAUUUGUUGGUUUUGAAAUGUGGCCGGUUAGAAUUAUUAGACGUAGUUAUGUCUUCAUCGUUUCUCACCUCACCUGCUCUAGCUAUCAUAAUAAUGUUUAAAAGUCACAUGCUGUGUACAAAUAUCAUCUACCUUAUGUAUGCUAUUCAAAGAGUAGUUCAAAAAGUUUAUGUAAUUAAUAGUCAAAGAUCAUCUUGAAGACAUUACAUCCAAUAUUGUUUCUUUACGAAUAAUAUAAAUACAAAAGGAAAGAAGUUUCCUACAGGUUAAGAUUCCAGUCGUUAAAAUGUACGUUAAUAUACACUUUUUAAAUACAUUACAUGGAAAAAAUCAUAAACAUUUGGAUUAUAUGAUCUAGACAUUGUCGUAACUUAAGUCAGACGUAAGUAACGUAAUUUGAUUUAUUUUCCCCACGAUUUGAUUACACGUACUGCGUAGCCAUGCAACGCUAGUUUGUUUUAGUUCAGCCAAUUUGUAACAUUAUUCUAAAUAUGUUUGUAUGUCCCCAAAGGCCGCAAAACUAACUUCCAUUAUUAAAUAAAGCCAAAUUGUCUUGAUUUUGAUAAUUGUGGUGAUUUAAUCCCACAAUCAGACAAUACUUUACUGUAGCAAAUAAAUAGCAAUUAUCAUUAAAGUAGUAUAAAAUUAACAUUAUCUUAUGCUAAUCAAUCUAUUAACAUAAAGCUUCAUGGAAAAGAGAGGUGCACUAGUAGUAAUUGAGCUCAUACCUCAUGUUUUCUUGUUUUCUGGUACACAACAAUAAUUUAUAGCUGCAGGCACUUAGCAAUCAUCAUCUUUAUGAAUUAAAUUAAAUUAAGUGUAGAUCUUUUUUUUGUUUGAAAAAAUGUAGAUCUUUUUGUUACUUGUAACUGAAGCAUGUGUCCUAUGCAAUGCAAAGUUAACAACUUAAUCUUAUAGUUUCUUCGUCUUUUUUUUUUAGAACUAUCUUCUUCGUCUUUACUUUUUUUUUAUAUAAUCAUCACCUGUUAUGUAUGUAGGUACCCGUGAGUUUAUACAUAUAUUUAUGUAAAUCACUAUUCCAUGUCAUUAACUAUUUGUUCGUACAUGUGACAGUAUAUAUUUGCAACCUUCAACAUUUUGUUCCAAAUACAUGCAUUGGGUGUUGAUGUGGUUCAGUGGCCUAUAUAGUUGAUAGAUAUCUUUUUUUUUUUUGAAACUAAAAGAAGUAGAUAUCUUGCAAAGUUAAAAUAAAAUCAUCUAAUAUAUUUUAAAAUUUUGCUUAUUUUUCGUUGGGGGAGUAGAGCUAUUUUUAAUAGACAAUCUUUUGGUGAAUGUUGUCAAUGACAAGAAACGCGUUUACAGAAACUCGGUAUAUAUCUUAUACUCAAAUGACAAUACCAUUACUCAUCCAUAAUACUCAUAUUCAUAUAUACGUAAAGUUAAAUCCAGGUGAUGCUUGUUUUUAUUUCUUUAUCUAAAAAAUUGAAACAUUUGUCUUUAUCAUAUGUUACGAAUCAAAACAACUUCUUAGCUAGUAGGAUUUAGUUGGGAUAUUUUGGAAAUAUUACCAAGCUAUCUUUAAUCAUAGUUUACGAAAAUAUAUAAACGGCUUUAUUUAUUUAUUUUUUGGAAAUUAUAUAAACGGCUUUAUAAAUUAUUUUGAUGUAUAUGAAGUGAUAAAAUGCUAGUGAGUCACGCGCAAGAGAGAACCUUGAAGUGGCAGCCUGUCACGUAAGUAAAAACAACUGUGGAAACCAUUAAGAUUCACGGACUCGAGACAAAGAAGGCAACUUGCAGUUUGAAGUUCGACAAAAUCUACCAUUUGAUAAAUAAUACGACACCGUCACGGGUCACUACCAAACACUCUCGCUUAUUGGGAUCUCUGAUUCCUUCUCACAUUUCUUUUUAUCAUCCUUUCAGAAAAUUAUAUUAUUUUUCCACCGUAAGACCAUUAAUUAGUUAAUAUAUGACAUCAUGUAAAUAAUUUUAAAUAAUUAAUAUAUAGUCGUAAAAUCGAAUUUGAGCUAAAGAAGUCACAAAAGUAUUUUGAAAAUGUAUAUAUCAUUAUAAACCAAACACAGCCAACUCACCAGUUAACAAAUAAUAUUGUCCCCUUCCUUAUAAAUAUCCAUUAUGCUUUUGGACCUGAAGAAUACACCGACUAAAAACCAAAUCUUUCGUGGUUUUGAAAAAGCAUAAAUCAAAAGUUGAUAUGGGGUCGCCUGAAACAUUGUAUACUCAAAAGAAUAUAUACGUAAAUUUAAUUUAUACCUAAAAAGUUAAUUUUAUACGUUGAAACAGAGGAGAAAAAGCAAUUUAUACGUUGAAUAUUCUAUAUAUCUACACUCAUAUAUAUAUAUAUAUAUAUAUUAAAAAAAAAGUUAAAAGCUAAAGCCCACUCGCAUGCUUUUCUUUUCUUCUUUUGUUCAUCUAUAAUUUUAUAGAAAACUAUUAAAAUUAUUAAGUAAAACAAGUUUUUAAAAGAUGCAAGAUCAAAGAUAUAUAUCCUAACACUAUCCACAUUAUACACCGUAUGGUAUCAUUGUUUAUUUCCUCGAGUACCGUAUCGUUUUUUCACAUAACCUCAUGUUCUCAAAUAUAAUAGGUGGAAUACAAUAUUCAAAUUAUAAAAGAGUAAUAAUAUAAUCCUCAAUCCUACUAUAUAAAAGAGACUAAAUUGGAGUUCUCUAAAUACUGCACAUGGGCACAAAUAUUCAUAUCCAAUUAAAUUGCCAUGUCAUCCAGGACUGGUCUUGAAAAAAAAAUUAAGUUAGCUGCCCAACCCAUUUAAACCAUUACACAGCCCAAUAUGUUAAUAUGAUAAGAGACGGUUCGGGUUAUAUCCCUUUAUCGAUCCCGUGUCUCUGAAAAUCACUCAUCCUCCCUAACCCUAAGCGCCUUCUCAGACCCUUUGUCGAUUCUCUUCCUCUCCCUCACCUUCCUAAACGCUCUCAGUUAAUCUCCUUUAUCAAGCGUACAAAGAAUCUUCGUAACUGUCUUCAGAUGCUGCUGUUGCGCAAUGCCUUCGACGCUCUUCGCCUCGGUUGAUCGUCGCAGUUCGUUAUCGCUCGGCUUCUCCGUUUUUGGGACUCGGAAAAUAUGAAGAACAUGGUGAAUUCAUAGAAUCACUCUACUUAUCCUUGAUGAGAAGGUAUUGUAACAAGAAGCAUCUUAUUUUAUUUUUUAUCUUAAUUUUGUUUUCGAAUAGCCCCAAUGAUUUAAAUCGUCUAACUGUAUCUGUUUGCCAUGCUGCAUAAAGUAAGAUAUGUAGCUUGAAAUUUGAGGGAAUGUUUUAGUAUUACAGGACCUCCUAUAGUCUCAAAGAGACUGAUGUGGCUGUUAUUGGAAUCUUGACCCAUAAGGUGACGAUUACUCUUUACGCACAGAUGGUGAUACCAUGCAUAGUUUGAUCAAACUCCAUUUAGGUUUUCUUUAGGGAAACAAAUGAAGGUAAAAAGCCAAGAGCAGAAACUAGCUGUGCCGGAACCAGCAUUGAUCAAGGACCUUGAUUCAAGGAAGAGAGAAUAUCCUUUUUGAGCAAUGGCUCGAUUGACCAAGGAGAAACAGUGUUUUUCUAAAACAAUGGGUACUGAAAACCUCCCCUUAAGUUGCAAUAAAGAAGCCAUCAUCAUUGAUGAAAGGUGUUACAGUGUGUUUUGCUUUAAAAGAGUCACAUUUCUGUUCGAACAACAUAUCCAAGAUUUAGUUGUACGCAAGUGUUGGUUAUUUUUCUCUUUUAAAAAAACUCUAGGUUAUAGUCUCUCUUUAAGCGCAUUCUCUAAAGCAUUUUUGAUUUGUUGACUGUCAGCAGGAAAGAGCCUGCUAUAUUGAUGACGAUUGUGAUCACAGAGAAAGACACAAAGAAAUUUGAGCUUGGAUUCAGCAGGUGGUGGUAGCCAACAAGAUGAUACAAUCGUUGAGAGAUGUAACCCAUUGAGAGGAGAGAUAUAAGAAGCUCAUGAUUUGGUUUAAAAGAUGAGAUAUAAGAAGCUCGUGAUUUGGUUUAACAGAUGACAUAUAUAAGAGUUGAGGCUAAGUAUAAAUGUUAACCUUUGUGUUACGGUCAUUUGUUUGUCUUUUUCUGUCUCUGCAAUACAAACAGCUUUUACUCUGUUGUUUUUCCUUUUGGUUUCAGUUUGAAGCAAAAGCUAUGAAUCUGUCAUUUGUGUCAUCUGAGAUUAGACUUUUUGUUUGUAAUUGAUUAUUGUUUCUUUGGCAGCAAACAAAGCCUUGGAUUUUAAA